Molecule: messenger RNA, 949 nt
Organism: Zonotrichia albicollis (white-throated sparrow)
Lineage: Eukaryota; Metazoa; Chordata; Aves; Passeriformes; Passerellidae
Source: RefSeq, a predicted model, not a curated record
AUGGAUCGGGAUUUAGCCGGAGGCCUGAAGCACGGCCUCUUCCUCUUCCUCACAGGUCAAAGGCAGCAUCUGAACCGAGUUAAACCAAAAAACCUCUUUCUAGGAACCUGCCACAUACAGAAAAGUGAGCAAGAGCGAAGAGUGAGCGGUGGCGACUUCUGUGGGCGCUCCGUGCUCCGCAGCCCGGGCUCUGGGGCCAGACUCGGCCGUGUGACACACGCGGGCCCUCAGGCACGGCCAAGUGACAGCAUUAGUCCGGUGACAAGAAGGAAGGAACACUCUCCACAAAAAGUAGAAGUAGAAAAAGUUAUCAAACUGCUGCUGCAGCAUCCUGGGGCGGUGCCCAAAGCCGGCCUAAAUCCCGCCUUGUCUCCAGUUUCAGAAUGGCUGCGGUUGCUGCCUUUCCUGGGCGUGCUGGCCCUGCUCGGCUACCUGGCUGUUCGUCCCUUCCUCCCCAAGAAGAAACAGCAGAAGGAUAGCUUGAUUAACCUCAAGAUCCAGAAGGAAAAUCCCAAAGUAGUGAAUGAGAUCAACAUUGAAGAUCUGUGCCUCACCAAAGCUUACUGCAGGUGUUGGCGUUCGAAGACGUUCCCUGUCUGUGAUGGCUCCCACAACAAGCACAAUGAGUUAACAGGAGAUAAUGUAGGUCCACUAAUACUCAAGAAGAAAGAAGUAUAGCAGAUGCUUAAUCUAGAUCAUGACUGAUAAAAAGUCUUUUAUACUGUUGUAGUUGCAAGGGACAGCAUUUUGUUAUGUGACUGGUAUGAUUUAGUUUCAUGAUUGCUGUAGAUUUCUUUUUGGAAUAAAUUGCAUUUAGACAGUGAUGAAUUUGUCACUGUUUUGGUACCUUAUUCUGAGAAGAAUUUUGCCUGCUUUGUAAAACUGUAAAGUACCUAUCUCUGUAAAUAAGUCGUUUAUUUCAAUAAUAAAUUGACUUUCUACAACUAAG